Messenger RNA from Erpetoichthys calabaricus (reedfish), 4496 nucleotides. RefSeq names its product cannabinoid receptor 2 (gene cnr2). Gene Ontology annotation, molecular function: cannabinoid receptor activity. Gene Ontology annotation, biological process: cannabinoid signaling pathway. The transcript is spliced from 3 exons. The record is from RefSeq and is a predicted model, not a curated record. Lineage: Eukaryota; Metazoa; Chordata; Cladistia; Polypteriformes; Polypteridae. Gene Ontology annotation, cellular component: membrane. Bases 384 to 1436 code for a protein of 350 amino acids.
GAGAGAGAGAGAGAGAGAGAGAGAGAGAGAGAUAUGCAGUGACUACCCGCUCUUAUACAUAGCCGAAGUACUUAAAAGAACACAAAGCAAGGUAGAAGUCUCUGUUCAUUAAAUCCUACUUCCAACAAAAUGUUUUUAAAAUACAGACCCGGCUAAAUAAGACGAGGACGCUUGAAGAAAGUGGAGAAAGGAAGACGUGCAAAUAACGCUGAUCUUGGCAUCUCCACAGGAAGACCACAGAAAGUGUCAAAACAAGAAAAGGAUCUGGCUGUGGAAAAAAGAAACGUAUUUCUUUCCAAGAAACACCUGCGCACAUCCAACAGAAUCAUCCUGACUUUCCAGAUUUGCUCUCCACUGAAUUCUACAACAGCAAGCCAGCUCAGAUGUCCAGCUCCUCCAGUAACAGUGCAAAAUGUCUGAACCUGACAGAAUAUAUGAUUCUCACAGAUUCACAAAGAAUAGCUGUAGCAACCUUUUGCCUUAUUGUUGGGCCUCUGAAUGUUAUAGAAAAUCUGACUGUUCUAUUUCUAAUCUUAAUUUCCCCAAAUCUAAGGAGAAAACCAUCUUACCUUUUCAUCAGCAGUCUGGCCACAGCUGAUAUUUUCGCCAGCAUUUUCUUUACCUUCUCUUUUGUGGAUUUUCACAUGUUCAAGAAGAAGGACCCAGUAGGAUUGUUUCUGUUUAAACUGGGAGGAGUUACAAUGGCUUUCACCACCUCUGUGGGCAGCCUGCUUCUUACGGCAUAUGAUCGUUACAUUUGUAUUCAGAAACCUACUGAAUAUAAACACAUAAUUACCAGAAAAAGAGCUUUAGUGUGCUUGCUUGUCCUGUGGAUAGUCAACUUACUGAUAUCUUUCCUUCCUCUUACAGGAUGGAAUUGUGAAUAUCUCCAGACAGCAGGUUCUGAACUAUUUCCAUAUGUUGAUAAAAAAUAUCUGGCAUGCUGGGUAACAUUUGCAGUGGUUCAACUGGUUUUGAUAAUCUAUGCAUAUAGUCAUAUUCUUUGCAAGGCCCACAAGCACACUAUGUAUAUGAACAGGCAUCUGUCUCAAGGUCGGACUGGACAAGCUCGACUGAGAAUGGAUAUAAAGCUGGCUAAGACGUUUGGUUUAAUUUUGACAAUCUUGGCCUUCUGCUGGUCUCCUGUGUUGACCAUUAUGAUCAUUGAUGUGAUUGGCCACGUCAACACAGGCCAAAAAAGCGUGUUUGCAUUUUUCAGCAUGCUUUGCCUAGUAAACUGCUCGGUGAACCCUCUGAUCUAUGCUUUGCGGAGCAGUGAAAUGCGUAAGGUAUUUCAAAAGGUAGUUAUAAAGUGUCGGGGACAAAUUAAGACCCCUGACUCCAGCCUUGUCUCAGACAGCCAACAGAGGAGCGUCAAACAGGAAACGGUGUGUGAAAUAGUGGAUAAGCAAGUCAUCCCUUUGAAAAUUGAAUGAACAAAUGUUUUACCUUUUGGCUUGGAGUAAGAGGCCAAUCAUCUAAUAACAGUUGUGGGUAUAUAUACUAAACAUUCAUAGAAGAUACUUCAAUAUAUUGGAGAUCUGCCUGUGCACACUUUUCCAAAAAGACUUGUCUUUAAGGUAGAAGUGCUGAAACCUGAUCUUUACUUAUAUUUUUCAUCAUUGCACAUGAACAAGUAUCAUUCAGUGGCAUUCUCUGUAACAUAUGCUGAAGUUGUAUUAUGAAAGUAACAAAAAUGUAAGAUCCAAAACCAGAAAAAAAGAUCAACAAAUGUGUAUUAAAAAAGAAUAAUAUAACAUUCCUGAGGACUCGGCAUUCAGUUUGUGAAUUUGUUUUGUCAUUAUUUCAAUGUACUCAGUACAUCUAAUGACUUUGUGCCAAGUGGGGCUGGGAUUCACUCUAGACAUUGAACUGGAUUUAAACGGGUUUAGCAUAGAUGGAUAUUAGGAGAGGGAAACCUUCCAAGGUGUCUGAGUUAUGCCAUUCACAGAUUUAAAAGAUGUGAAAAGUGGUAAAGAAAUGCUUUAUUUAAAUGCUAAAACUGGAGAAGACUAAGUAGUCAUAUAAAUACAUUGUACAUAAAUGUAACUGUGCCAAGCAAAAAGCUAAACAGAUAAACAAAAUUCUCAAGAUUACCAGUACACAAAGCAGCUAACAACUCAAUACAAAAUGAAGAAGUAAGCUCAGCAGUGGUCUGACAUAUCUCAAACCAAAAACACUUUUUUUCAACUUAUGGAGCUAGAUAUUCAUUUACAGUAUACUUAAUCGUAAUUCUACAAAGUGUUUUUUUACAUUUUGUUUGGGGAUUUUUUACUUUCUUUGGCUAUACAGUGAACACUGUAUGAGGGUAACAUUUGGUAUUUGUCUUUUCCUUAUUAUGUAAUGGUAAUAUUGUAUUGUAUUGACAAUUUCUUAACUUAUACCAAAAUGUGCCAGUUUAUUUGUAUGCAUAAUCAUAAGGAUUGAGAAUUGCUUAAUGACUUUGCAUAUUAUCAUUCUGAAAUUAUUCUUUCUUGUCAAUCUUUAUUUUUUUCAAAUGAGAAAUUUCUUAAUAUACUGUAUCAGGCUUAAAUACUGUUAAAAUACACCGUAUACUUGGUUAAAGUAGUGAAAGGCCCACUAAGAAAUUACUGAAACAUUUUUAUUGUUUUAAAUCUGGAGGACUAAUGUCUAUCCUAGAAUCCUGGGCUCAAGUAUCUGUCUGUGAGGAUUUAGCACAUCCUCUCUGAGUCGGUGUGGAUUUUCCUGUAGGUAUUCCAAGGACAAAUAUGUUAGUUUGGUGAUUGGACUUGAGUGAGUUUGGUCGCAAGCAAGCCCUGAAUUGUACUGAUCUAGGUUUUCUUAAUGCUCUGCAACGAUGCGGAAAAGAUAGGAUUUGGUCUGCAACAAGUUUAAACCUGAUUAUGCAGGACUAAGAAUGUUAAGCUAUGUGAAAACCCUUUCGCAUUUAGAAAUACAUUCUGUUAUUCAUCUUCUCAAAAAACCUGCAAAACUUUCUAGUCACCUGCCGUUCCUUAUGAGUUAGUGUAGGUUUAUGCCAAUCUGAAACUGGCGAAGAAUGACACAAAAUAUGUGCUCCUCUCAUAAUUGACAGAACUGUGCAAAUUCAAAUAGUAGGUCAUCACAAAUUACUUGGAAUUCUAAAUUUUUGUAAAUUAAAAUCUCUUGCAUGACAAUACAGAAGAAUAUUGCAUUAUAAGUAUUCAGUAAAAAGGACAUACAAAAGCUAAUCCCUCAUUUUAGAAAAGGCACUGUUUAAUUGGUAUAUUAUGCAGUAAAAUUGUUAGUCUAAUAGUAAUACUUGCUGAUUUUUGUGUUACUUCUGGUUUUUAGCUUAUGAAUGGUGUGAAACUUGUAGUGAUGUUUUAACAAACUUGAGAAAACAAUUAUUUAAUCACUUGACUAGAAUAUCAUAUCUGGCAACAAUGGUUAAGAUGGCCAUCAAAAAAUGAGUCUGAAGUGAAAUGUCCAUUUUACGUUUAAAAAGUAAAAAUUUCAAAAUUACUCACUAAGGGAUGUUUAUCUUUUCUUUAAAUGUUCACAAGUUGGUCAGCAAACUGAUUCAACAAAGUAAUGUUCAUAAACAAUGACUCCAUGUCUUGUCGUAAUUCUAAGUGAUGGUUUGGUCACUUAUUACUUUUACUUUUAAUGUAAGACAACUCCCUCGUAACCCCUGUCCUCCUGCACCACCACCUAUACUAUUCACUUUGUGGGAGUGCAGGACAACUCAGAGGUCAGUCUAGCUGGAAUUACUGUCCGCUUACUGGAUUUGAAGCAGAUAUACUGAUUGUAAAUAUUGGUAUUUACAAAGACUUUAUUUACAGUAUUGGAAGGAUGGAUGGCUGGAUUUAUUUGAUUUUUUUAAGACCUAUAUGCAAAGCAGGCUGAUCAUUUCCCAAAAGGACUAAAGAAACAAUUAUUGUUACUCAUACAAUGUGGAAUUUUAAUGAUUACUUGUAUUCUAUGUAUUCCAGAAUGGAAAAAGAUUCAGCUGAGUAUCAUGAAUAUCAUUUACACGUAUCAUUGAAGAAUACAACACUGUCUUUACCUUCUAACACUUAUUAAUGUUUAUACCUCAGAUAAAGGUUUUUCAAGUUCAGUCCUUGAGGACAAUAGGUCAGUCAUCUCGCUUUUAAUUGAUCUCAUUUUUAUCUGCAUUCAGAAAAGUGCAGUAGUGUGAGAAAUUAUGAUUUUUUUCCAUUGUUUUAAAUGUUUAACUCCACUCACGAUGAGCUUUCUCUGUUAAUUGUAUCUGAAUACUGACAAUCAAUGAUGAGCAGAGCAGAUACAAGUGUGAAUGGCACUGAAUGCUAAAGGGAAGCAGCUAUCAGAGUGAUAUUCAUUUGUGUACUUAUUAGCAAAUAAUAGCUUAAAUAACACGAACAUUUAAAAACGACAAAACAUUAAACAACAAAAUGAAAAGUUUGACAUCAACCCUGUCUAGUAUACAUACAAGUGCUUACUUCAUCCAGUAAUGAUCCAGCAUAACCAGUUCAUAAUUUUUGCAUUAACACAAAAAAAACAAAAACAAAGAA